This is a messenger RNA of Adineta steineri, 14694 nucleotides long. NCBI's taxonomy places the organism in Eukaryota, Metazoa, Rotifera, Eurotatoria, Adinetida, Adinetidae. The record is from the annotation of a GenBank genome assembly.
AUGAAAAUUGAUCGAUCGAAGUUAAAAAAAUAUCUGCCGGAACCACCGGCUGAUUGUAAAUUAUUUAUUGAUAAAUUAAAAAGUUGUGAUCGAAAAGAACUUCAUGACCUAUUAAAACCAAUAACUAUAUGGCAUAUUGGAAAAUGUGAACUAUACCAUUGGAUUGAUGCAUUGGAUUUAUUCGAUGCAAUUCUAGAAGAAGCUUGUAUAAAAUCUGGGACAUGGAUGCUCAAUUGUGACAAACCAGAAAAUGCAGAGUUAAAAAUCUUAGUACUUGAUAUUCUUCAUUUUACUGCAUUAUUAAUUGAACAUUCAUAUUCUCGUCAUUUAUAUAAUUCCAUUGAAUAUCUAAUUAUGUUAUUACAAUCAUCUGAUGUACAUAUUGUACUUGGUGUUCUUUCACUUCUAUAUGUAUUCAGUAAACGUUCAAACUUUAUCACAAGACUUCAACUUGAUAAAAAACAAGCAUUAAUUGGUCGACUUAUAUUCUUAGCAGAAACUUGGGGUGGACGUGAGAAUGGUUUCGAUUUAGCUCGUUGUUGUAGUGUUCGAAAUCCUGCAGAUUUUCCUGAACACGCAACAAAUCUACAUUUUGCAUAUACAGUUCCUUCUGAAUCAUCAACAAUAAAUGGUCCAACAAUGCAAACUCCUAAACAAAUAGAAAUUCCAAAUGUUCAUUUAGCUGGACCAAAUGCUGCUGCCGUUAUGGAAAUAGUUCUUGCUCAACAUACAUUACCUGAAGAUAAACAAAUCAAAUUAUUCACUCAUCUUCGUUUAGCUUACGCAUUUCCAUCAUUUGAUCAACGUUUACUAUGUAUACAAGCACGUUUACAAGCAUUAUCUAUACUUGUUUAUUCUGCUGCAAUACAAGAAGCAAAUAAUGUUCUCUAUGAUGGAUUAAUUGAGGAACUUGUUGAAGUCUUAAAUGUUCGAGAUUCAACAUUAACAGAUAUAAAAGCAUCCGCUUUAAAAACUUUAACAUCAAUAAUUCAUCUUGAACGAACAACCAAACAUCCACCACGUUUACAAGAGAUAAUUGAAGCAACACAAGCAAAUUCCUAUCAUGGAUUUUUACCAGCACUUGUACGACAAUGUAUUGAUAAAUUAACUGAUGAUAGUAAUGAAAGGUUUCCUCAAUCAUUAUCAACCGCAUUAUUUUCAUUUCUUUAUCAUUUGGCAUCCUAUGAAACAGGUGGUGAUGCAUUGGUUAAUUGCGGUAUAAUGCAAUCAUUAAUUAAAGUAGUUAAUUAUUAUGAUGAAUCUCAAGAUUUUAUCAUGUUUGUUACAAGAGCUGUACGUGUUAUUGAUUUAAUAACAACAUUAGAUAUGACAUCGUUUCAAACAAAUAAUGGUUUACAAGCCUUUAUUAAUCGUUUAGAGCAUGAAAUAACACAAUGUCGAAAAGAACAACCAUUUAUAAUUCGUAUACCAAAACGUAAUCAAGGUACACCAACAGCAAAUCUUGAUACACAUCCUCCAUUAUCUCCAAGUGCUCAAUCAGAUAUCUCAGGAGAACAUCCAUCUUUAACAACACAAAAUUCAACAGUACAUUUAUCGAAAGAUAUGGAUACAAGUGAAUUUAUAGAAGAAAAUCAUGAUUCAAUACCACAAAAUCCUAUACCAGGUUUAACAUGUUAUCAUCAACGUGCUGCAUUACUUAAAUCAAUAUUAAAUUAUUUAAAAAAAGCGUUUACUGAACCAACAAUGGCUGAUACAACACGGCAUAUUAUGGAUGGUUCAUUACCAAAUUCAUUAAAACAUAUAAUAAGUAAUGCGGAAUAUUAUGGUCCAUCAUUAUUUCAUUUAGCAACUGAUGUUGUUACAUCAUUUAUAUUUCAAGAACCAUCACAAUUAUCAUCUUUACAAGAUAAUGGUUUAACUGAUGUAUUAAUGCAUGCACUUUUAAAAAAAGAUGUACCAGCUGCACGUGAUGUUUUAGCAUCAUUACCAAAUAUAUUUAGUUCAUUAUGUUUAAAUACACGUGGUUUAGAAAAUUUUAUGGAAUAUAAACCAUUUGAUAAAUUAUUUCGUGUACUUUUAUCACCUGAAUAUUUACCAGCUAUGAGACGAAGACGUGGAACAGAUACGAUCUAUGGUACAGCAUCAAGUCUUGGUAAUGCUGUUGAUGAAUUAAUGAGACAUCAAGUUAGUUUACGUACAGAAGCAAUGAAAUCAAUUAUAACAUUACUUGAACAACUUGUUGAAUUAGGAAAUAAUCCGAAAUAUUGUUGUCAAAAACCACAUUCAUCAUCAUCAUCAACAACAACAAGUAAAUUAGCAGAUACAAUACGUACACAACAUCGAACUGUACGUACAACAAAUACAACAAAUACAAAUACAGCAGGAAAUGAUAGAAAUUCAUCCGAUGAUGAAUAUGAUGAUGAUGAAGCAACGAAUGAUGAAGCACCAUUAGCUAAUCGAUCAGUUAUACCACCAUCAGCAUUAUCAACAUCAUUGACAACAUCAGCAGCAGGAACAACAAUAAUACAACCAACAACAACAGCAAUGAAUACAUCAAUAUUAACAACAACAACAAAUGAAUUAGCAACUAAUAUUCCAAUACUUCUUAAUCAAACUUUAUUAAGUGAAAAUAAAUCUGAAGAUGAAACAAUUCCAAUAGCUGUACCAUUAUUAGAUUAUAUAACCAAUAUAAUGCGUUUUGUUGAAGGUGUUAUAAGUAAUAAUACAACAGAUGAUCAUGGCAAAGAAUUUGUUAAAUUAGGAGGUUUAAAACCUUUAUUAGAUAUAUUACAAAUGAAAAAUUUACCGAUUGAUUUUCCAUCAAGUCAAGCAUGUCAAUGUGUUGCGGCACUUUGUAAAUCAACACUUACACUUUUAGUUAAAGAUAAUAAAUUAAUUGAAAUGGUUAUAACAAAUCUUGAUACAAUAUUAAAUUCUUUAACAGAUUUCUAUUCAAAUCGUACAUAUGAUGGUUCAUUAUUAAUAGAAGAAUUAGCUCGUGCUGUAUCAUCAUCAACACCAUCAAUAGAUCCAAUUGAUGCGAUUAAUCAAUCAUCAUUAACACCAACACUUCAUCAAUUAUCUAUUGUUCAUUCACAUAUAUCAUUAUUAAUAUCAUUAUGUAAAAUAACACAAACAGAAGUUCGAAGUAUAUUAAUAAGUUUUUGGGGUGCUGAAACAGGUUUACGUGUAUUAAAAAAUUUAAAUAAAUUAUGUUUAACAUUAAUAUGGGAAAGUUCAAUUUUAUUAUCAUUAUGUUCAUCGGAAACAAAUAUGAUGGAUCAACAAUUUAAUAAAAAUGAUCUAUUAAAAUUAUUUCCAUUAAUCAAUGAUAUAACAAAUACAAUAUCACCAUUACAUAAUGUAUCAACACAAUUAAAUGAUUUAACAACAAAUGAAAUAACACGACAAUUUGAUAUUGAUGAAAUCAUGUCAAUGGAUACAAGUGAUUUUACCAAAUUAAAAUUAAAAUUAUCAUUUAAUAUACAACAACGUAUUAAAACAAUCAAACCAUUAUUAUGUGUUUCAUCAAAACUUGGUCGAGCAUUAGGUGAAUUAUAUAAUUUACUUGUUCGACAAUGUUCAACAUCACAAAUGAGACAUGCAAGACGUUUUAAUCAACAACCAACAGCAUAUACACCAACAGCAGCUGCUAAAUUUGUUGCAUCAACAUUAACUGAAGUAUUACGUGAUGGAUUUUCAUUUCAUUUACCAGCAAAUAAUAAUUUAACUGAAAGUCAAAUAGAAAAAUUUCGUUUAACAUUUUUUGUUUGUACAAUUGGUUUUGCUAUUCCAAUGUUAUUUGAUGAACGUCGUCGUCCAUAUAUGUUAAUGUUACAACAAUUUGAAUUAUCAAAAGCUCAAGAUGCAUUAUUUUCUGCGCUUGAAUGGACACUUGAUUUAAUUAAUCGACAAUCAUUAAUAACUGAUGAACAACAAUUAUCACAAUUAAAUAAUACAUAUGAUGCAUCACCAACAGAAUUUCUUAAUUCAGCAUUAAUGCUUAUAUUACGUUUAGUUAAUGUUAAAUCAAUACUUGAAUCACCACAUUCAAUACCUAAAAAAGCUCAAACAGAACGACAAUAUUUUAUACCAUUUAAUCCAUUACAUUAUUUAGCAUUAACACAUAAAUGUGCAUUUCAUAUAUUAACAAAUUCAUGUUCAGUUCUAUGGGAUAAACCAUAUUUAUUAAAAGAUCAUGCAACUAAAAUUAUUGAUAGUAUAUUAUCAAUUUUUUGUCAUAUUUUACGUGGAGAAUCACAAAUACAAAAGAAACUUCAAGAUGAAGAACAAGUACAACAAAAUGUACCUGUACCAACAUCAGCUCUUCCAACAAAUGACACUGCUCCACAACAACAACAAGUACAACAACCACCAGCACCACCACAACCACAACAACAGCCGCCACAGCCGCCAGUAGCAACAGAUACGGAUGUCGCUGGUUCAUCAAUAUUAAACUCAACUGAGGCUGCACGAUUAAAUGAAGAACGUAUUCAAUCAAUAACAUCGAUGGGUUUUUCACGUGAACAUGCUAUUGAAGGUUUAUUACAAACAAAUAAUAAUCUUGAAUUAGCUGUUGAUUAUUGUGUUAGUCAUCCACAAGCUGUUAUAGCACCACAAACACAAACAACUCUUCCAGAUAUGGAUACUGAUAUGGCACGUGCUUUACUUUUAUCAUUAGGACAAGAAGUUGAUGAAGCUGCUUUAGCUAAUCCAAUUGCUGCAUUAGCUGCUUUAUCAAGAGAUAAUAAUAACGCAAAUGAAAUUAAUGUAAAUCCGCCUUCAAAUCCUAAUCCUGAAUUAUCAUCAUCGUCAGCAGCAUCAACAAUAGCAGCGGCAGUAGCAGUAGCAGCAGCAGCAACAACAAAUCCAAAUGCUUCGAUAUUACUUGAAAAUUUAAGUCAACAAAAACUUCUUCUACCAACAAUUGAACCAUUAUCAAAAGAAUCUGUUGAUCGUUUUACUGAUUCUAUAAUGUUAAAAAUUCUUGAUAUUUUACCUGAUACUGUUUAUAAAAUGUGUGAACUUGUUGUAACAACAAUGCAUCGUAAUGGUAUAUCAUGGCGUGAUCAUUUUCUUGAAAUCAUUGCGAAUGAUAUAAAAACAAGUUAUUAUUCAUUAAUUGAUUUAUUAGAUAAAACAUCAUCAUCAUCAUCAUCUCAAGAUGAUCAACAAUCAACAAUGAUAUUUUUAAAUGAUCAUCAAAAUUCUGUUUUAUUUAGUCGAACAUUAUUAAUGUCAUUAUUAUUUGAAGAAAUGCCAUUUCCAUGUGCACGUAUUGUUGAAAAAUUUUCAUUAAUUAAUUUCUUUUGUAUAUUAAUACAUCGUACAACAAAUUAUUUAAUAAAAUUAAAUGAAAAAAAAACUCCAACAUGGUUAGCACCAGCAUUUAUAUUUCUUGAUUUAUAUGAAAAAGUUUCAUUAGCAUCAAAACGUCGUUCAAUUAUAAAUGAAAAUUAUCGUGAAUGUACACGUGUAUGGCAAUGGUUUGAUGAACGUGCUGUUCGAUGGAAUAAUUAUCCAUCAAUACAAAAUAAACAAAUUGAUGAUGCAUAUGCAAAUGGUGAACCAUCAUGUAAAAUAAUAAUACAACGACGAAAUUAUCUUAUACAAUUUAAUACCAUGUUACAAACAAAUGAAGAUACACAUAAUAAACGACCAAUUAUGCUUACAUUUGUUAAAUUAACACCAAAAACAAAUUCCGAUGGAUCAACACAAGUACCACCACCACCGCCACCAACAUUAUCAUCUGUUUUUUCAACAUCAGAUACAAGUGAUGAUGACGAUGACGAUGAUGAUGAUGAUGAUGACGAUCAUGAUCAUGAUCAACAUGGACGUGGAAUAUCAACAGGUCCUAUAGAAACGAAAAAAGUUGAAUCUAUGGAUACAGAACAACAACAGCAAACACAACAACCACAAAUUGAUACAACAAUAUCAGUUAUUGAAUCAUUAGCAGAUGAACAUGCAUUAGUAUUAACAAGUGAUUGUGUAUAUUUAAUACGUAUGCCAGUUGAUCCUGAUGCUAUUCAUGCAUUAUUACGUCUUAUAUUACGUUUAACACGUGAUUAUAAAUAUGCUCGACAAUUUGCUCAAUCUGGUGGUAUACAAGCAAUAUUAAGUUUAACACAAACAUCAGCAUUUCAAGGUUGUGCAUCAUUAAUAACAUUAAUAUUUCGUCAUAUUAUGGAAGAUGAUAGUAAUUUACGUUUAGCUAUGGAAAAAGCUAUACGACAAGCAUUAACAGGUAAUCAUGGUGGAUCAAUUGGUGUUCAACCUGCUUGCCCUGGUUCACAUGAACUUAAUGUUAUAUUACGAAUACUUGGUCCAGCUAUGACACGUGCACCAGAUAUAUUCUUAGAUGUUGCAUCGAAUGUUUUACAAUUAUCACCACCAUCAGCUAGUCGUUUAGCAGGUUCAAUGAGUCGUUUUACAAAUCCAUUUAUAACUGAAGAUGAACAUCAUAUACAAACAAAUUUACCAAUAGGUCCAUUAAUAUUACAAGCACGACCAGCAACAAGUCAAACAACAACGACACCAACAGCAGCAGCAGCACCGACACCAACAACAGUCGUAACAGGAGGAUCAGGAUCCGGAUCAACAAUAGAACAAAGUUCUCAAACACGUUUAGUUCGACCUGCAGCAGCAACAACAACAACAGCGGCAACAACACAAGAUUCUGCUGGAGAAUUAGCUGAACGUUUAUUAGUUGAUUUACUUGAUUUUCUUCUUACGAAUGAUGAUGCAAAUCCAAAACGUUUACUAUCCAAAUCUACUGUUUUACGUAUAUUAGCUGAAUUAAUACGUUCUUAUGCUAAUGUUGCUAAACUUGUAUCAACAAAAACAUUUUCAUUACAAGAAAAUCAAACAUGUUCAGCAUUAUCCUAUAUACUUGAUUGUUUAUUACCUGGUACAAAUAAUCAACAAUUAGAUUAUGAUAAAGAUAUUCCAGCAUUAUGUCGUCUAUUUCUUGUUGCUAUGGCUGCAUGUAAUCAUUGUUUAGAAUCUCAAAUGAAUUUAGUUAAUGAAGUUAAAAUGUCAUUAAAUAAAAUAUUGAUUUUACCUGAAUGUGAUGAAAAACAUAUGAGAUUACAAGCAUUAGCUAAUAUAAUUAAUACAAUGAUUGAAUCAUGUCCAGCACCAAAUACAUCACAACCACAACAAGGACAACAUCGUUUACCACAAUUAAUUAUAAAUAAUAUGAUUAAAAUCAUGUAUAAACGUGGUUUAAUUAAUGAUUUAGCUAAAAUGAUACAUAGUAUUGAAUUAUCAAGUUCAAAAUUAGCUGAUACAGUUAAUGCUGUUCUUAAACCAAUGGAAACAUUAUCACGUGCAAUUAAUUAUGCAACAUCAUUACAUGUUCCAGCUGCUUCUCGUCCACAUACAUCAAGACAUCCAACAAUAACAGCAACAAAUCAAACAAGUACUUCAACUAAUCCACCAUCAACAACAGCAAUGACAACUACACCAGCAACAACAAUAACAACAGAUUCACUCAGUUCUAUUCAAGAUCAAAUGUCUCAAGAUCAAUUAACAAGAACAAUAAUUGAUUCAUUACAAUCUGCUGCAGAACAAGAGCAACAACAACGACAACAAAAUCAACAACAACAAAAUCAACAACAACAACAGCAACAACAUCAAACAUCACAAGAUUCUACACUUAUAUCUACGAAUGAAGAAAAUCGUUCAUCAUUAGAUAAUACAAAUACAAAUAAUAAUAAUACAUCACUUAAUUCAGCUAAUCAAGUUUUAUUAAGUAUUAGUCAAGAAGAAUUAUUAAAUGCAACUGAUAUGGAACCAGUUGCUGGUUUACCACAAGAUGUUGAUAUAUUUGAAAGAAAUAUGCAUGGAGCAACUAGACUUUCAACUGAUGAUGAUGAUGAAUGUGAUGGAGAUGAUGAUGGAGCAAGUAUUGAAGAUGAGGAUGAUGAAGAUGAUGAUGAUGGAGCUGUUGGAACAAUUAAUGUUGAAUUUGAUGUAGCACAUCCACUUGAUGAUACACAUGAACAUGCUACUAGUUCAAGUUCUACAACAAGUGGUGAUCAAGAAGAUGAUGAUGCAGAAGAAACCGAUAGUCCAGAUGAAGAUAUCGAUAUGGAAAGUGCUAAUGGAAAUGAUCGUGAACCACAACAUCGUUAUAGUGAUGAUGAUGAAGAUAUUACUAGUGAAGAAGAUGGUGAUGUUCGUUUAACAGGUCCACAAUCAUCAGGUGAACAACAUGAUGAUGAACAUGAUGAUGAUCUUGAUGAUGAUAGUGAUAAUACAGAAAGUGAUGAAACUCAUACAGGAGAUGAAUUAGAUGAAACUGAAGGUCCAACCAUCGAUAUUCAUAUUGAAACAACAUCAAGUCAAUCAACGGAUGAAAAUUUAGCUGGUGAUAAUGAACGAAAUGAUCAAACAAAUGAAACAAAUGAUAAUAUUAAUGAUGAUACAACCAAUAAUAAUAAUAAUAAUCAAGAAGAAGUUGAGGAUGAUGAUGAAGAUGAUGAUGAAGACGAUGAUGAAGAUGAAGAACAAGAUGAAGAUGAUUUUGGUGAAGAUGAUGAUGCUGCUGGAGAAGAUAUUGAAGAUAUGGUUGAACGUGAUAUGGAUGCAGCAAAUGCUUGGCAAGAUGAUGAAGAAGAAGAUGAAGAUGAAGAUGACGAAGAUGAAAGUACAGAAUUUGAAGAUGAUGAUGGUGAUAUUGCUGAUUAUGUGAAUGAAAUGGAAUUUGAUGAAGAAGUUCUUUCUGAAAUUCGUGUACGAAUUCGUGCAACUGGCUUUCCAUCACUUCAUGGUAUUAAUGACACAGUUGAUCCUGCUCUUCCACCACCACCUAUGAGUGUUCCUGCAUUACAUCCAUUACUUGUUCAUCAUGCUGAUAAUCAAUUAAGUUCAGGUGCUUUUUCACGUUUUCGUCAAUUAGGUACAACAGCAACAACAACAACAACAGCACCUAAUCAAACAAAUUUAAAUGUUUUAUCUACACAAGCAAAUCCAUCAACAACAACAUUAACAUUUGGGCAACAAAAUGGACCAACAACAACUAUACUUACUGGACAAGCAGCAUUAGCUGCACAUCAACAAAUAGCUCAACAAGCACAACGAAAUCGUACAACUCGUACAUUAUUUAUUCCAGGUGGUACAACCACAUUUGGUCGUGCAGCAGCAGCUGCUGGUGGUUUUGCUGAAUAUCUUCAACAUGUUAAUCAACUUGAUGUUGAUCCAUUAACUGGUCCAACAACAACAAAUGGUAAUAUACAAGGUACAACAACAGCACGUAUACUUGUUGGUAAUGGUGCUGAUCCUGAUGCAUGGAGAUUUUUACAUGAUCAAAUAUUAAUGGAUAUUGCUCCACAAGCUAAUGAAGGAAAUGAAAAUAUUGAUGGAACAAAAAUCUAUAUGAUACGUACACCAUUAGCACGUUGGAUGGAAGAAAGUAUUGUACUUGAUGGACCCUAUGUACAUGAUACUGUUUUAGCAUUAAAAUCGAAAAUAACUGAACCAUUAGAAAAACAAUAUGAAUCAGAAUUACAAGUUGUUUUAGCUAAAAAAGCUAAAGAUGAUGAAGAACGUAAAAAACGUUCAGAAGAAAAAGCAAGACAAGAAGCUGAACGUGCACAAGCAGUUGCAGCUGCUACAGCUGCCGCUGCUGUAUCGACAUCAACGACGAAUGAUCAACAACCAACAGAAAAUGCAACAGUAACAACAACUGAUAAUAUUCCAGAACCAAUCAUAUCAGUAACAUCAUCUGUUGAUGAAAUUCAACAUGUUAAUGAUAUUGCUAUGACUUCACCUGAACAACAACGAUCAACACAAAUACCAUCUGUUCUAGAAAAUGCUCAGGAUAUUAAUACAAGUUCAACACAACCAAUAAAUGAUGAAUCAACAUUAAUAGCUCUUCAAUCUGGAGAAACAGUUACAAGUCCAUUACCUACUGAAAAUAUGUCUACAGGUGGUCAAUCACCUGGUCAAUUAGCUACAUCACCAACAACAUCUAUGGAAAUAAAUCAUCCAUCACCACCAAAAGAAACUUCAACUGAACAGCAACAACAACAAGAAUUACCAACAACUACAGAAUCAACUGCAGCGACUUCAUCUACUGAACCAAUUUCUUCAACAACAACAACAACAGCAACAACUGAACAAUCAACUCCUGUACCACCAGUUGAACCUGAAGUUGAAUGGACAACAUUAGUUAUUGAUGGUCGUGAAUUUCGUGUUCCACAAGCAUUAGAAAUAGAUCCAUCAUUUCUUGCUGCAUUACCUGAAGAAAUGCGACAAGAAAUUUUAACUGAUCAAGUACGAAAUUUUGAACGUCAAGAAAGUCAACGACGUGCACAACGUGCUGCUGCAUUUGCAGCUGCUAAUCCAACAGCUAAUUUAAAUCCUCAAUCAACUGAAAAUCCAACUAGUGAUAAUUUUCCUGCACGAACAAAUCAAACAGCAACGGAAGCUGUUUUUGGUGAAAUGCUUGGUGAAAUCAAUCCUGAAUUUAUUCAAGCAUUACCACCUGAAAUUCGUGAAGAAUUAUUAGCUGAACGUCGUCGUACAGCAGCUACAAUGGCUGCUAUGAGUGGUGUUAAUCUACCUGAUAGUGGUCCUGCCGAAUUUUUACGUACAUUACAACCACAUCUUCGUCAACAAGUACUUGCUGAUAUGGAUGAAAGUCAAAUUGGUGCAUUACCUGAAGAUAUGGCUAAUGAAGCUCGUGCAUUACGUGCUGCAAUGGAAUCUCAACAACAACAAUAUUUACGUGAUCGUAUGGUACGAAAUCAUCAUGAUAUGAUGAAUAUGUUAACAAAUAAUACUCAUCAUAGUACACGUCCAAUACGUAUGUAUAAUUUACGUGCAUUACAAGAAGCAAGAAAUAAUCGUGCUGAUCGACAACCAACAAAUUGGUAUUCGUUACGUACAGGAACAAAUACAGGAGAUAUAAAUAGUAAUACAGCAGCAAUAGGUACACGGGGAAGACAAUUACUUGAUUAUGAAUCAAUAUGUUGUUUACUUGUUUUAUUAUUUAUUGAUGAUACACGUUUAAAUUUUGCACGUUUACAAAAAGUUUUAAAAAAUUUAUGUCAUCAUACACAAACACGACAAUGGAUUGUAAAAGCCUUAUUAUCAAUAAUUAAUAAAAGUACAGGACGAGCUGAAUAUGAUGGACCAACAUCAACACCUGGUGCACCAACACUUAUACUUAAAAAUCCAUCAACAAAUAAUCAAUCACAAACAACAACAACAUCAUCAUUAACAAAUAGUGUUGGAAAUGAAAAUCAACAACUUAAAACUAUACAUCCAUCAUGGUUAACAAUUAAUUUUGAAAGUGCAUUUGGUGCACGUACAAAUGUAUUUAAAAUUCAACGUCUUGGUAAUACGAAACGUCAUGGAUCAAUACAAAUAUCUGUUCAUGCUCAAGCAUGUCCAAUUGUUUGUCGACAAGUACUUGAUUCAUUAAUACUUUUAGCAAAAAAUUUUCCUGAACAAUUUCUUCCAUUACCAUUAAAUCAUACUGAACAACAAACAACAACAGCAACAACAACAACCACAACAACAAUUGUUCCAUCAAAUGAUCAAACAACAAAAAUGAAUUCACCUGAUAAACAAUUAACACCAACACCAUCAAAACCAUCACCAAAUAUACGUGAUUUAUCAUUUUGGGAAUUAUUACUUAAAUUAGAUCAAUCAUUUAAUAGUCGUACAAAUCGUUCAUCAACAAAUCCAUUACAAAAUAUUUCAUCUAUUGUUAUUACAAAUUCAAAUUCAAAUAAUAAUCAACGAACAUCAUUAUCAUUAAAUAUAAAUACAAAUAAUACAAAUACGAAUGAAAUUGAUUUUGAAUCAUCACCAUUAGCAUCAUUAUUACUUAUGCUUGAUCAUCCAAUAUUAAAUAAAAAUACACAAUUAAUGGAUAAAUUAUUUAAAUUACUUUCAUUAAUUUCACAAAGUUUUCAAAUACAUAUUAUAACAAAAAAAGAUAUUUCACCAUCACCUUUAGCAACAUCAACACCAAUGACAAUCGAACCAAUAAAUCCACUUCAACAGCAACAACAAGCACCACCACCGCCGCCACCAGCAGCAGCAGCAGCACAGCAGCAACCACCACAACAACCACCACAACAAAAUAAUCAAGCAUUGUCAACAAAUACAACUAAUAAAUUAGUUGUAUCUGAUGAUCAAGUUAUUUUAGGUUUACAAUUAGAUUUAGUUAUUAAAGCAUUAAUAUCAAAAUCAUGUACGGAAGAAGGUCUAGAAUUUGCAACUACACUCUUAUUAAAUGUAUCCAAAAUUAAUCAAGCUACAAGAGAUAAAGUUUUACAUUUAUUACUUAAUGGUAUUCGUCUAUUAGGAAAAGAUGUUAGCGAAGAAAUUAAACAAUUACUAUGGGAAGUUCAAGAUUAUCUAUCGAAAAAUAAAUUAAAUAUUCCAAUAACGAAUGAUGAUGAAUCUUCGAAUACACCAUUUGAUGAAUCAUCAAAAUUAUUUGAUUCAUAUAAAAGUAUACGUUCAAAUACACUUACAUCCAUCAAUAAUGAUCCAAAUGCAAAACAACAAGAUUUACAAUUACCCGCAAUGGUUAUGUUAACAUCUAAAACAGCUAAUCAACAAUUUCUAUUACGUAUACUUAAAGUUAUUAUCCAAUUACGUGAAGCAACUAAAAAAGAACAACUUGAUGCUCAAACACAUUUUGAAACUGAACUUCAUACAUUAACACGUCGUCUUGAUACAUUACGUCAAUCAUUACGUUCACAUUUUCCUCCAUCCGAUAAUAAUUCAACAAAUCAACAAAAUGAUAUACUUCAACCAAUUGAUGAAUUAGCUAAUCGUUUAGAACAAAUGCGUACACGUUUACAAACAGUUUUAAAUUCAAAUACAAUUGAACAACGUCAACAAAUCUUUUCUCAACAAGAAACAAUUAAUGAUAUACAAGAUAUCUAUCGUUUAAUACGACAACUUGAAUCAUUAAUUGAAAAUUUUCAUGAACCACCAUUAUCAACAACAAUGACAACACGUAUAAAUGAUGUUUUACAGACAAUUCCACCAUUAUUUCCACAAAUCAAUGAACCUAUGGAUCUUGGACAAUUCCUUCCAAAUCAACAAACAAAAUUAAGUGAUUUAUUAAAUAUAAAUCAAUUAUGGGAUUCAUUAAGUGAUUGUCUGUUAUCAUUAGCUAAAUUACCUGAUCCACAUGCUGUUUUAGUACUUCAACCAGCUGUUGAAGCUUUUUUUCUUGUUCAUGCUGCUGAUUUAGAUAAUGAAAAUGAAAAACAAAAUAAAAAGAAAAAAGAUCGUGAACAACGUGAAGCAUUAUCACAUUUAGAAUGUUUUGGUCCAGCACCAACAACAACACCAGCUGAUCGUGGUGCACCUGAUGAACCUGUUAUUGCACCAUCAAAUACAACAACAUCAGCAAAUGAUUUAACAUCACCAACACUUGUCUUACGUACAGGUGGAUCACAAACAUUAUCAACAAAUGAAUUACCAUUAGAUGCACAAAAAUUUGUUGAAUUUGCUCGUACACAUCGUACAGUAUUAAAUCAAAUUUUACGUCAAAGUACACAACAUUUAAGUGAAGGACCAUUUCAUAUAUUAACUGAUUAUACAUCUAUACUUGAUUUUGAUGUUAAACGAAAAUAUUUUCGUCAUGAACUUGAUCGUUUAAAAGAAAAUAUACGUGGAGAAGAUUUAGCUGUACAUGUACGACGUAAUCAUGUAUUUGAAGAUUCCUAUAGAGAAUUAAGUCGACGUACACCAGAAGAUUGGAAACAUCGAUUUUAUAUCGUAUUUGAUGGUGAAGAAGGACAAGAUGCUGGUGGUCUUUUACGUGAAUGGUAUUCAAUCAUAGCACGUUCAAUGUUUGAUUCAAAUUAUGCUCUAUUUAUGAUAAAUCCAGGUGAUCGUGUAACAUAUAUGCCUAGUCCAUUAUCACAUAUAAAUACAAAUCAUUCACAAUAUUUUAAAUUUAUUGGACGUAUUAUAGCUAAAGCUAUAUUUGAUAAUAAAUAUAUGGAUUGUUAUUUUACACGUUCAUUUUAUAAACAUAUACUUGGUAUACCUGUACGUUAUACUGAUAUGGAAUCAGUUGAUCUACAAUUUUAUAAAAAUUUAGUUAUGUUAUUAGAAAAUGAUAUUGAACAAUUAGGUUUAGAUUUAACAUUUUCAUUAGAUGCAAGUGAAUUUGGUGAAAAUAAAGUUAUUGAAUUAUUACCAAAUGGUUCAAGUAUAAUUGUAACAAAUGAAAAUAAACAUGAAUAUGUUCGUCUUGUUUGUCAAGAGAAAAUGAUUGGUUCAAUAAGACAACAAAUAAAUUCAUUUUUAGAAGGUUUUUAUACAAUUAUACCUAAAAGUUUAAUAUCAAUAUUUAAUGAACAAGAAUUAGAAUUAUUAAUAUCUGGUUUACCUGAUAUUGACAUCGAAGAUCUUAAAGCAAAUACUGAAUAUCAUAAAUAUCGACCAAAUUCUUUACAGGUCCAAUGGUUUUGGCGUGCAUUACGUUCAUUUGAUAAAGAAGAUUUAGCAAAAUUUUUACAAUUUGUUACAGGAACAUCCAAAGUUCCAUUACAAGGUUUUGCUCAUUUAGAAGGUAUGAAUGGUGCACAAAAAUUUCAAAUACAUCGUGAUGAUCGAUCCACGGAUCGUUUACCAUCUGCUCAUACUUGUUUCAAUCAACUUGAUCUACCGGCAUAUGAAAGUUAUGAUAAAUUACGUAAAAUGCUUUUAAUUGCAAUCCGUGAAUGUGCGGGCUUUGGAUUUGCGUAA